CCAAGACUGAGAAGAAUAUUGUCUCAACAUUUUCUAGUAAAAAACAACACUCUUAACUCUGUUUUCUUGAAAGCCUAUACAGACAUGGCUUCCCUCUCUCACUUGUUCUUCUGGUUGUCCAUAGUGCUCCUGGCACACCCAAGCCCUUGUCUCAUGGAUCCUGACACAGAUAUCUCUGUCCUCAUGGCUAUCAAGUCUGCUUUGGAUCCGCAGAACCUGGUUCUCACUUCUUGGUCACCCAAUGCCACUCACCCAUGCAACUUUGAAGGCAUUGCUUGCAAUGAGCUUGGGCAGGUGGUCAACAUCUCCUUGCAGGGAAAAGGGCUUUAUGGGAAGAUACCACCAGAGAUUGCCCAGAUCAACACCUUGUCUGGCCUCUACCUCCACUUCAACCAUCUUCAUGGGGUUGUGCCCAGGGAGAUAGCUAACUUGACUCACCUCUUGGAUUUGUACCUCAAUGUCAACCACCUCUCUGGCUCCAUCCCUUCUGAGAUUGCUAACAUCACUACUCUUCAAGUUUUGCAGCUCUGCUACAACAAGUUAAGUGGGAACAUCCCUAAUCAGCUCGGGUCUCUCAAGAAUCUUACUGUUCUUGCCCUACAAUCUAAUCACUUGACUGGAGCAAUUCCUGCAACCUUGGGAGACUUGACACUGUUAACAAGGCUGGAUUUGAGCUUUAAUCACCUUUUUGGUUCAAUUCCAGCUAAACUUGCCAAUGCUCAAAAGCUACAAGUUCUAGAUAUUAGAAACAAUACCCUCUCUGGCAAUGUCCCUCUAGCUUUGAAGAGACUGAAUGAAGGAUUCCAGUACACAAAUAACCCGGGUUUAUGUGGAAUCGGGUUUUCUUCUUUAAAACUCUGCACCAAUUCUGCAUUAAACCCUAGCAAACCUGAACCAUUUGGGCCAGGUUCUAAUCAUCUUCCAACCAAAGACAUCCCAGAAUCAGCAAAUGUACAGCCACAUGCUUUGAACAAGCCAAGAAAACUGCAAACCUCUGUUGUUGUUGUCGGUGUCAUUGGACUAAUUGUUGCAUUCUUUGCAACUGGACUCCUCACAUUCUCAUGGUACCGUCGAAGGAAGCAAAAAAUCGGAAGUACUAUUGAUACUUCAGAUAGUCGACUCAGUACUGACCAAGCCAAGGAAGUGUCCCGAAGAAGUGCAUCUCCUCUUAUCAAUCUCGAGUAUUCAAAUGGAUGGGAUCCUCUGGCCAAGGCUCGAAAUGGGAAUGCAGCAUUCUCUCAAGAAGUACUUGAAAGCUUUACGUUCAAUCUGGAUGAAGUAGAGUCCGCUACACACUACUUCUCGGAGACGAAUUUGUUGGGCAAGAGUGGUUUCUCUGCUGUCUACAAAGGAAUACUAAGGGAUGGUUCUUCUGUUGCUAUUAAAUGUAUUUCCAAGAGCAGUUGUAAGUCCGACGAGGCUGGGUUUAGGAAAGGGUUGAAGUUAUUAACCUCGUUGAAACAUGAAAACCUCUUGAGGUUGAGAGGAUUUUGCUGUUCAAAGGACAGGGGAGAGUGCUUUCUCAUCUACAACUUUGUCUCAAAUGGAAGUUUGUUGCAGUACCUUGAUGUAAAGGACAAUAAAGAUAGGGUUCUGGACUGGUCUACUAGAGUAUCUAUAAUCAAAGGCAUUGCAAGAGGUAUUGAAUAUUUGCAUGGAAACAAAGGAAACAAACCUGCUCUAGUUCACAGAAACAUAUCAGCUGAAAAGGUACUUAUUGAUCAUCGCUACAAUCCAUUGCUCUCCGAUUCUGGCCUGCACAAACUUUUAGCAGACGACAUCGUCUUCUCAACCCUCAAGGGAAGUGCUGCGAUGGGCUACCUGGCUCCCGAGUAUACAACCACCGGCCGCUUCACUGAAAAGAGUGACAUAUAUGCAUUUGGUGUGACCAUAUUUCAGAUUCUCUCUGGGAAAAUUAUGGUCACCCACUUGAAUCAUCAAGGGGCGGAAUUGGGCAGAUAUGAAGAGUUCAUUGAUGCAAAACUGCAAAGGAACUUCGUGGAGUCUGAGGCUGCCAAGUUAGGAAAGAUGGCUCUACUUUGCAUUCAUGAAUCUCCGAGUCAGAGGCCAAGCAUUGAAACACUAAUGCAAGAAAUAAACGAUAUUAGGGAUUAGCGAAGUAGGUACCUUUUCACCCCCGGUAUUUCUUCAGCUCUGCUAGGAC
Ipomoea triloba (trilobed morning glory) is the source of this 2164-nucleotide messenger RNA. Its product is annotated as probable LRR receptor-like serine/threonine-protein kinase At1g34110. The record is from RefSeq and is a predicted model, not a curated record. Lineage: Eukaryota; Viridiplantae; Streptophyta; Magnoliopsida; Solanales; Convolvulaceae. The transcript is spliced from 4 exons. The coding region runs from base 85 to 2115 and encodes 676 amino acids. Gene Ontology annotation, molecular function: protein kinase activity; ATP binding; receptor serine/threonine kinase binding. Gene Ontology annotation, biological process: protein phosphorylation.